Molecule: messenger RNA, 588 nt
Organism: Anopheles cruzii
Lineage: Eukaryota; Metazoa; Arthropoda; Insecta; Diptera; Culicidae
Exons: 4
Coding region: 1-588 (195 amino acids)
Source: RefSeq, a predicted model, not a curated record
AUGGACUGGGAACCUUCAUCGGCCGUGGAACUACGAGCUGUGCUGAGGUCCCUUAGAGGAAAGACAGUACCCAGCAGCGAUCAGCCGGAAGGAAAACAGAUACCCACGUUCUCCGCAAACCCAUUAUUUAGCCCGUCCAGUCCCUGCAAGUGUGUCAACGGAAUAUGUAGCUGCUGCCUUGGAGUGUUUAGCAUGAACGGGUGCGCAAACAUUACCUACAUCCCGGAGGACUUUGCGUUCGAGUUUCGCAUGAUUUUCAACAAUCGCGUCAUGACCAAGCGCCGAAUUAGUGGCAAAAAUCCGGCCCCAAUCUGUGUGCACCCGCCGCGGUUCGAUUUUGUUGAAGUUUGUGCCAAUUUCUACGACGUUUAUUUCGUCGGCCGGAACAUGCACGUGUGUAUGGAAAUGAAUGGAAGUUUCGAAGGAUUUGAACUGUUCUCGAGAUCCUUCAACUGCCUACGAGUAGGCGAUGCGGGAGUGAAAAUUUUGAAACCCGGUGAGCAGAUUGGAAGCUCCGUUAAUCCGUCCCUGGAGGCUGAAAUUGAUUCCGGCGAUGAUAUCGAGGACUACGACGAAGCGGUCGUGUGA